AUGCACGAAAAAGUGGAGGAGCCAUCGCUUCGGCUCACUAAUGGAAAAUCUGCAUUCCAACCGACUACAAAAGACACGUGGAAUGGAAAUGGGAACCAUUGGGUGGAUGAUGUUAGAGGGUCCGGUGCUUCUUCUGGAGUCGAAAGUCCACCCUCCGAUCUCCCGGCCUCAUCCAUGGAUUCGAAUACGUCGAAUAUUUAUGAGCGGUUUAUUAAGGCAGUCGACCGUCACGAGAUCCACGACCAACCCGACCUCAAGACAAAACUAAAAAUUAUGAAGUGGAUGAACGGGCAUCAAGAGUCUCCCUCGCCGUCUAUGUCUACGGUCUCAUGCCCUGAGUACCCGGAACUUCAAGACAAGCUGGCGAGGCUCUCGAUGGCCAGGGACAGCUUAUCAUUACAGGUGGCCGUCCUAACCGAGCAAGUAUCCGCCCAAAAGGAGAAAAUCCGAGACCUGGAGCUGAUGCUCCAUCCAAGUCGACGAGGCUCCAAAACGGGGUCCCAGCACGACAUCGCGGGAAUGGAGCACCUGUACGCAAGCGACGGCCAGCCGGACUUUGACUACCGAAAGAUGGACCUGAUAGCCGAGGUGUCAAACCUGAAGCUGAAGUACGCGUCGCUGGAGCGUGAGAAGACGGAUACCGAGCGGAAAUUAAGGGCAUCGCAGAACGAAAUCGAGCGCCUCGCCGACUGUCUCCACGUCAUUGGCCCAUCCCCCUCCUCGCAGCAACCUCAGCUCUACACCCCGCUCGGCCACCGUACGCAGGAGCAACACGCUGAGAUGGAAAAACUACGGCAGGCCGUAGCUCAGUUGAUCGCUGACAACGAAGCCAAAAAUAUUCAAAUUAAUAGCCUGAGGAAUGCGCUGGAUGAGCAUUGCAGGCAGAGGGAUGACUGCUACGCUGCACCCUCAAAUGGCCAUUGGCACGAUCGGCAACAGCAGAAACCCGGCUAUGACAUUAAUGCGCAAUUGAGAAGGCUGUUAAUGGACGAACCGCUGGACUCGAUGGUCCAUUCCACCUCCUACCCCGUCAGCCUCUGCUCAUCAGCCCAUGGACCGGAUCGAAGGAGUGCUGUUCAGUCCUCAUCCUCCUACACAUCGUCCCUAUCAACGGCCUCCCCACAACAUUCGUGGUCCCAAUCGGGUACCCCGAAUCGCGGAGGGCAACAGGUUUUGAAUCCCAACCAGCAGCACUUAUCGACGUAUCGCUCCCCCUCCUCCCCAGCUGCCAGACAAUUGGCUGCCGAGUUGGACGAGUUGCGGCGAAUGGGCGAUCAUCACAAUCCGUAUGCGUCGACAUUGCCGAGGGGAAUGGGAGUCAAGGCCGCUUCAACACUUGCCCUACCCGGAAAGAAGCUGUCAGUGGCUUCAUCAGUGGGAGGUGCGUCAGUGGACGGAUCGACAGAAACCGGGACCGAAUCGAAACGAGGAGGUGCCAGCCGGAAAGGAUUCAACCACUGGCUGGCCACCUUUGGAAGGAGACGUCACAAGGCUACAAACCACAAUAAGAGAGCGCUCUCUGUACCCAAUUUAGUGGAAAGUGAUGAUGAAGUGACGAGGGGAAAAGCCGCGGGAUCAUCGUCGUCAAAAUUGGACCCCUCCUUCAAGCGAGACCGGACGCGCAGCUCGCUCCGGAAUCUGUUCUCGAAGCUCACCCGUUCCUCCUCCCAGGACCACAACACUUUCAGGAGGGGAUCUGCGGCUAGAUCAACCUCAGCAGCUCGUCUGGGUCCUUCAACCGGUCCUCUUUCCGGUGCCAUCGCCCUCCGUCCGGCUGUUCAGCAGUUUGUCGACUGGAAAACGGACCAAAUUAGCGAGUGGUUUGGUGAAAUCGGCUACCCUCAAUACGUCCCGGAAGUGGCGAAUUAUGUAAGGAGCGGUCGUCACCUUCUGAAUAUGAAUGGGGAUGAGCUGGAGAAGGAGCUCGGCAUCAAAAACCCAUUGCACCGGAAGCGGAUACUGCUUAUCUUGAGGCGGAUAGAAGAGGAUGUGUUGGAGCCGGUCGACAAGUUUGACUUGCACCAGGUGGUCCGCUGGCUGGACGACAUUGGACUUCCCCAAUACAAAGAUACCUUCACUGAAUAUCUGAUCGAUGGCCUCACCCUGCUUCAUCUGACCGCUGGCGAUAUUGUUGAGAUGCGAAUCACGAACGGCUCACACUACGCCACGCUAUGCCGAAGUAUCCAGUUUCUGAAGGCCGUAUCGUUCAGACCACAGGCGCUGGACAAGAAGUUUGACGCGUCGUCCGUCGCUCGAUACCCCUGCCCGAAUUCCGUGGUCCGCUGGUCACACUCUACCACUUGUGAAUGGUUGCGGACGAUCGAUCUCUCGGAAUUUACGCCAAAUCUGCUGUGCGCUGGUUUACCGGGCGCUUUAAUGGUGUACGAGCCGACAUUCACCGCCGAGAGCCUUUCCGAGAUGCUCCAAAUUCCACCCCACAAAACGCUGCUGCGACGCCAUUUGACGUCCCACUUCAACCAGUUGCUGGGCCAGAAGCUGAUCGCUGAUAAGAGGGACUUCUUGGCCGAGGGGAUCUACCCGCAACUGAUGCCGAAUAUUCGGAUAAAGGUAGUGAAGAAGGGCUUCUCGCUAACCCGAAAGAAGGGGAAGAAUGAAGUGUGUGUCGAGCCGGAGGAGCUGCUAUGCCCACUCGAUGUCAAACACCGCUUCCCAAUGACAGCCCAGUCGCUGCUCGAAUCGAUGGACUCGACCAAUAUU
Mesorhabditis spiculigera is the source of this 2718-nucleotide messenger RNA. Lineage: Eukaryota; Metazoa; Nematoda; Chromadorea; Rhabditida; Rhabditidae. The record is from the annotation of a GenBank genome assembly.